UGUGGAUGUUGUAUCUAAUUGAAUGUUUACAAGUUUGAUGGUGACGUUGUUAUUGUUGUCGACACGAAAUUGAAUUGUUGUGAUACUUAUUUGUGAAGUGGCACACACAUAUUCCAUUGAUAAUACAGUGCAAUGUUGCAACAAGGAUAUUAUGAAGUUGAAAAUUCCGAUUGUGGAUCACAAUCGGGAAAUGAUUCGUGCAAUAACACACCGUUUUCGGUAAAGGAUAUAUUGAAUUUAGUGGAUCAGGGUGAUCAUUAUCUGGGAUGUCACAUGGAAAGUACUAUACUGCAACCGUCACAAUAUACCAGCGACUAUGGACUCUACACAGACACAUCGGUAUCGACAUCGGGACUCGUACAUUAUUACAGCAAUCCAAAUAGUUCAACAUACGAUUACAAUCAGUACAGCCAGCUUCCGUAUUCAUCUUCACAUUUUCCAUCCAAUGCCAGCCACACAUCUCCGCAUCCGAAUGACGUUUUUACCAAUGUGCAAUCGCUAGACAUAAAUAGUUCAAAUGGCAAAACAAGCCAUCACUUUAAUUGUAAUCUCAUGGAAGCAACAUCACCAACAACUGCGAAUAACACAAGUAUUGAACAUGUCCGAGGUCUCGUUAAAGUUAUUCACACGAAUAAGAUCAAAGAGGAGAUCGUUUCAAAGGAGCCCAACAACCAAAUAGUGACGUCAUCUAAAUGUGAAUUGCGAAAACACGCAAAAUUGCGAACAAAACGCAAGCCGAGAGUUUUGUUUUCGCAAGCCCAAGUUUUGGAACUGGAACGACGGUUCCGGCAACAACGCUAUUUAUCCGCUCCGGAACGGGAACUUCUGUCACAAACAUUGAAUUUGUCACCAACUCAGGUCAAAAUUUGGUUCCAAAAUCGACGGUACAAAUCGAAACGUUUACAAAUUGAGGGACAAAUCAAACCCGCUAAAACGACGCCGGAAAUUACCAUGGACAAGGUAUCGAAAACCAAACUGUUGGAUAAGUCACUGAAUCGCAAUUUACUGAGUUUGGAUAAGGAGGUCAGUCACGAGUAUUUCACAAACAUGCACCUACCGCCACCGCCAUCGUACCCGGGAUACUCAUUACACUAUGACCAGUAUUCGUCACACAUCAAUUCGAUUUGCAAUAAUUACGAUCAGAAUCACUUUUACUGAAUUUAAUUCGUUUUCGUGCAAUCUGUCGACAAAGCAAUUGUUGGGCAAAAUAUUUACGAGUCCGACUUAACGUUAUCUCAUUGACACAUUCACAAAGUAUCUCAGUUGAAUCCUCAGGACGAUUUUUAAUUUCAGUUGUGCUGAAUCUGUUUUUGUUUGAAUAUUUUAGUCUUUUUUACGUACUUGGGACAGCUAUACGUACUCUUCCGUUUUAGGACAUUUGUUAGAUGUGAGAAAAUCUCAACAAAAUCAAGACGAACAGUGCUACCUGAAACACAGGUUCUAUAGUGGUGCUUAUUCAAAUGCCUGUUUCAAAAAUUAUUUCGGUAAAUUUUAGACAAUUUCCUUAACUGCCUGAUAGCAUGGCUUACAACCGUAAAAGUACAGUUUCAGUAGAAUUGCAGUAGAACUUCUUUUGGUACAUUGAUGACUACGUGACUAAAUAGUGGGUGGACGUUUGAAAAUUUUUAAUAAAUUUCCAAAAAUUGUUGAUGAGAUGUGGUUGCCUCAUAACUAGAAAUGUUCAAACGAUCACCGAAAUUUUGUCUGAAAUUAUGGCCAUUUAGACAGACGCAAAGAUAUUAACAGCUGAUUCAGCUCGUCCACUCAUACAAACAAUUUAUACGUCUUUUUGUGGUUGUACCAGUACCACGCGUGUGCAAGUAACUAUUCCAUCCCUAUAAACAAGUACACAAGCUGAAGCAAAUUUCUAUCUUCUCUUUUCCGUUAGUUUCAAGAGACGAUGGAACGAGUAGUGAUCUGCUUUUAACAGAGACUUUAAUAAAAUAAACGAUGAGGUUUGGUUCUUAUAUAGCAGAACAUAUUAUAAGAACAUUGAUAUGAUAGAUUUUGUAUCACAAACAAAGUACUAGAUUAGAUGAUUUUGUUGCUGCAAAGGAUAUAAUAACUUUUUACAGAAUAGAGACAAUGGGUUUCAUCCCAUUGAAUAAAUAUGAUGACUUAGACUAUUGUACGCGCCUAUUAGUAAUAAUUCACAUUCAGACUAACUAUUGCUUUGUGGAUGGGAUGUUCAAAAUGUCGUUACGUUCAAAUUGUAAAUAAUUUUUUUUUGCGCCAAAAUGAAAUUCUAUUCUCCGUUAAGUUAACAAAAAAAAGUUUUUUUUUUUAAUAUUUUAAUAGACCGUAAACAUUGUAACGAAAAGUGCAAGUUAUUUUAAAAUAAAGAAAUCGAAGCUACUACUGUUU
Molecule: messenger RNA, 2364 nt
Organism: Bradysia coprophila
Lineage: Eukaryota; Metazoa; Arthropoda; Insecta; Diptera; Sciaridae
Gene: tin
Product: tinman
Biological process (GO): regulation of transcription by RNA polymerase II; cell differentiation
Cellular component (GO): nucleus
Molecular function (GO): RNA polymerase II cis-regulatory region sequence-specific DNA binding; DNA-binding transcription factor activity, RNA polymerase II-specific
Source: RefSeq, a predicted model, not a curated record